AACCGCCCCCUCUCUCCAUCACCUGUCGCCGCUCCGACUACUUCGGCUCGCCGCCGCCGCCGCCGCGUCNCGCCGCCGCCGCAGGAGUCCCCCACCUCCUCCUUCGCCGGAGGGCAAUCGCCGAGGGUUUUCGUGGGCUACUCCAUCUACAAAGGAAAGGCCGCGCUCACUGUAGAGCCGAGAGCCCCCGAGUUCGCCCCUUUGGAUUCCGGAGCGUAUAAGGUUUCGAAGGAGGGAUUCGUUCUCCUCCAAUUCGCUCCUGCAGUGGGAACUCGGCAGUAUGAUUGGAAUAGGAAGCAGGUUUUUUCUUUAUCUGUCGCUGAGAUAGGAACUAUAAUUAGUCUUGGUGUGAAGGAUUCGUGUGAGUUUUUCCACGACCCCUUUAAGGGAAGAAGCGAAGAAGGAAAGAUACGCAAGGUUUUAAAGGCGGAACCUCUACCAGAUGGCACUGGUCACUUUUUCAAUCUUAGUGUUCAAAACCGCCUGGUGAAUGUGGAUGAGAGCAUUUAUAUUCCCGUUACAAAAGCUGAAUUUGCUGUCCUAAAUUCGGCUUUCAAUUUUAUUUUGCCAUAUCUACUGGGUUGGCAUGCAUUUGCAAAUGCUAUAACUCCGGAGAACACUAUCCAGUCGAAUAACCUACGAUCUGGGCCUGAAUCAGAGUGGGGCAGAUGAAAGAAUAUUGUGCUUUAAAAAAAAAAAGAAGCAAAAGUUAAAAACCGAUGAGGUAUGAGAUAGGGCUUUCUCUUAGUUACCUCUUUAACGCAUAAUUUGGUGCUGUAAUGUUCCAUGUAAGUACGAAAUUAGAAUCAUGUUUUUCUAUUCUGUUAAGUAUUCGGUUUACAAUUUUGUUUUUAUUAGUUUGAUUUACUGUUGUCACAAAUCAGUUAUAUAUGCAUGAUUAGCCAACUGAAUAGCUUUGCCCUCUGGUU
Ananas comosus (pineapple) is the source of this 929-nucleotide messenger RNA. Its product is annotated as single-stranded DNA-binding protein WHY1, chloroplastic-like. Gene Ontology annotation, biological process: regulation of DNA-templated transcription; defense response. The transcript is spliced from 7 exons. Gene Ontology annotation, molecular function: single-stranded DNA binding. The annotation marks the transcript as partial. NCBI's taxonomy places the organism in Eukaryota, Viridiplantae, Streptophyta, Magnoliopsida, Poales, Bromeliaceae. The record is from RefSeq and is a predicted model, not a curated record.